Molecule: messenger RNA, 978 nt
Organism: Rangifer tarandus platyrhynchus (Svalbard reindeer)
Lineage: Eukaryota; Metazoa; Chordata; Mammalia; Artiodactyla; Cervidae
Source: the annotation of a GenBank genome assembly
AUGAGGCGCUUGGGGUCGGUGCAGCGGAAAAUGCCUUGUGUGUUUGUGACGGAGGUGAAAGAGGAGCCUUCCACCAAAAGGGAGCAUCAGCCAUUUAAAGUUUUGGCAACUGAAACUGUAAGUCACAAGGCAUUAGAUGCAGAUAUAUACAAUGCAAUUCCAACAGAAAAAGUGGAUGGAACAUGUUGUUAUGUUACUAACUACAAAGGUCAGCCAUACCUUUGGGCUCGGCUAGAUAGGAAACCUAACAAAUUAGCUGAGAAAAGAUUUAAAAAUUUUCUACAUUCAAAACAAAACUCAAAAGAAUUUUUUUGGAAUGUUGAGGAGGACUUCAAACCUGUUCCAGAAUGCUGGAUACCAGCGAAGGAAAUAGAACAAUUAAAUGGGAAUCCAAUGCCUGAUGAAAAUGGACACAUUCCUGGUUGGGUACCAGUGGAGAAAAGCAACAAACAGUACUGCUGGCAUUCGUCUGUAGUCAAUUAUGAGUUUGAGAUCGCCCUGGUCCUGAGGCAUCAUCCUGAUGAUCCUGGCCUUUUGGAAAUUAGUGCAGUGCCGCUCGCAGAUCUUCUAGAACAAACACUGGAGCUUAUAGGAACCAAUAUUAAUGGAAAUCCUUAUGGGUUAGGAAGCAAAAAGCAUCCAUUACAUCUUCUUAUACCACAUGGAGCAUUUCAAAUAAGAAAUCUACCUACCUUGAAGCACAGUGAUCUGUUGUCCUGGUUUAAUGGUUGCAGAGAGGGUAAAAUUGAAGGAAUAGUAUGGCAUUGCAGUGAUGGCUGUUUAAUCAAGGUCCAUCGCCACCAUCUUGGUUUAUGUUGGCCGAUCCCAGAUACUUACAUGAAUUCAAAACCAGUUCUUAUCAACAUGAAUCUGAACAAAUAUGAGUAUGCCUUUGAUGCUAAGUGUUUAUUUAAUCAUUUUUCAAAAAUAGACAAUCAGAAAUUUGGUAGGCUCAAAGAUAUAAUACUUAAUGUAUAA